Molecule: messenger RNA, 1452 nt
Organism: Ipomoea triloba (trilobed morning glory)
Lineage: Eukaryota; Viridiplantae; Streptophyta; Magnoliopsida; Solanales; Convolvulaceae
Product: subtilisin-like protease SBT5.4
Exons: 8
Coding region: 1-1452 (483 amino acids)
Biological process (GO): proteolysis
Molecular function (GO): serine-type endopeptidase activity
Source: RefSeq, a predicted model, not a curated record
AUGAGAUCAAGCCUAUGUUUCAUUCUCCCAUUAGUUUUUGCACUGUUUCUUAGACCUGCAUUUUCCAUCAAAAAGUCAUAUGUGGUGUACUUGGGUGGCCAUUCACAUGGAAAGCAUCCCUCAUCCGUUGAUCUUGACAGAGUAACACAUUCUCAUCAAGAGCUGCUUGGAUCAUACAUUGGAAGUUUGGACAAUGCGAGAGAUGCAAUUUUCUACUCAUACACCAGACACAUCAAUGGCUUUGCUGCUGUGCUCGAGGAAGAACAGGCUGCUGAGAUUGCCAAGAAUCCCCAGGUGGUAUCGGUGUUCUUGAACAGGGCAAGACAAUUGCACACAACCAGAUCAUGGGACUUUCUUGGACUGGAAAGUGAUGGUGGCAAAAUCCACAAGCAUUCAAUAUGGAAACAGGCCAGGUUUGGAGAAGAUACCAUCAUUGGUAAUCUUGAUAGCGGAGUAUGGCCUGAAUCAAAAAGCUUUAGUGACGAAGGAUUCGGACCAAUUCCCGAAAGAUGGAAAGGAAUUUGCCAGAAUGAGAAUGACAAAAGUUUUCAUUGUAACAGGAAACUCAUAGGAGCAAGGUACUUUAUCGAAGGCUAUUCCGCUGUUGCUGGCCCUCUUAAUUCCAGUUUCUUCACCCCACGGGAUGUUAAUGGCCAUGGCUCCCACACCUUAUCAACAGCCGGUGGCAAUUUCGUCCACGGGGCGAAUGUUUUCGGGUUUGGCAAUGGAACAGCAAAGGGUGGGUCUCCCAAGGCCCGGGUAGCCGCUUAUAAGGUUUGCUGGCCUCCCGUCGCCCCAGACCAAGAAUGCUUCGAUGCAGACAUCCUGGCUGGUUUCGAUCGAGCAAUCGAGGAUGGUGUUGAUGUGCUAUCUGUAUCCCUGGGAGGAGACCCUCUGCCAUAUUUUCAAGACGGUAUAGCCAUUGGGUCCUUUCAUGCUGUAAAGAAUGGCAUAGUUGUGGUUGCCUCGGCUGGUAAUUCUGGACCUGCCCCUGGCUCUGUCACUAAUGUUGCACCCUGGGUGAUCACUGUUGGGGCAAACACCAUGGACCGACAGUUUCAGCGUAAUGUAGUCUUAGGAAACAAAAAACACUACACAGGCGAAAGUGUUGCGCCGCAAGAGCUUGAAACCGGGAAGUUCUAUCCACUUCUUUCUGCUGAAUCUGCUAGGAUUGAGAACACAACCAGUUCUAGCCAAGAUGCUCUGCUUUGUAAGCGUGGAACUCUGGACCCGAAAAAGGUGAAGGGAAAAAUUUUGGUUUGCCUGCGAGGAGAUAAUGACAGAAUUGAGAAGAGCCACGAAGCUGCUUUGGCGGGUGCUGUGGGAAUGAUUCUUGCAAACGAUGAGGAUUCUGGGAAUGAGAUUAUUGCUGAUGCACACUUUCUCCCAGCUACACAUGUCACCUACUCAGCUGGACUUGCAAUCUUUGAUUACAUCAAUAAAACCAAGUAA